GGACUUCCAAGGAUGGCUGCAUCAUGGCGGCACCGGAAUAAGCCAGAACUUCUCCAGUCCAUCUUUUAGAUUAGCAGUGCACGCUGCACGUUGACUGCAUGCCGUUCUUAUCCGACAAAUCCUACAGCAUGAGCUGCUCGGCAACAGGAUCACAAAGGUUUUUGGCCUUUCCAGAUAUACCUGAAGACCAUGUCUUGUUCUCUGGUGCAGUUGUAUUUCCAGGUUGCUUUGAUCUCCAGGGAUGUCCUCUUGUGCUAUUUCCUGCAGCAGAGCAAUUCAAAUUGAACACUGUUGUGAAGAGGGAUGAUCUUGCCAGAUUUAUCAACUAUGCUCUGUAUUUGCAUAAUAAACACCAGAGAAACAUGUGCAAGGUUUCAGUAGUGGUGGAUCUUCGACUGACUGCUUUGAAGACUGUACGAUUCAUUGCUGAAACUCUUUUAGAGAUUCAGUCUUCUACAGAAACUAUCAGUGCUAUGUACAUCAUCCAGCCCCAAAAAAAGUAUGUAAAGAAGCACUUCAUUAAAUCUCUUAGUAAGACGUCCAGAAGAUCUCCGUUGACAUCCCCAAAGUGCAUUUUUGUGAAUAGUUGCUAUGAACUUUUCAAUUACAUAGAUCGAAGCCAGCUGACAGCAGAUUUUGGUGGAUAUCUAGUUUACUGCCACAGAAACUGGGCAUUGUUUAUUAAGGAAAUUGAUAAGUUCAUUAGAGAGUUUUUUGCUGUUGUCAGCAGACUGCCAUCAUGCGUCACAGAACUCCAAGCCUUAAGUCUGCAGUCUCUUCCUGCAGCUACCAACCUGGAGGAGUUUUUUUUUAAAAACGAAGAUAAAUGCAGCAAGUUAAGAAGGGAACUUGGUCUUGAUGAUUUGUUGAUUCAUUGUGAGCAUAUCGUGGAAAAACUCAAGUUUCCAGAUAGGGACCCAUGCUUCCAAUCAAUGGCAGGAACUGUUCUCUUUUCUCAUGUUGCCUUUGAAAUGAUAGAAAAUUAUGACAGGAUAACUUUGGCAGUGGAGAAGUUGGAGUUACUCUGGCAACUGGUUCUUUGCAGAAUACAGAUUCCACUAAAGAACUUCCAACAUAAGUCUGAGGUGGAACAGAUAAUGGAACACAUUACAAAAUUCACAUUGGAAAAGGUCAAUGUGUACAAAGUACUUAUUGCAAGUGAUAAAAAAGAAGCUGAAAUAAUAAAGACUGAAUUUGAAGAGAGUGUUUAUCUGCCAGCCAUGGAGCUGAUUCACUAUGCCGAAGAAGUAUUGCUUCAGCAUGCUCAUCUUAAGAGGCUUGCAGAGGGCGAUUUCGCAGGACUAGAGGAUAGCUGUUGUGAUAGUUUGAAAGCUAUAAAGGAGAGAUUCCACAUGGCAGUUGACCUUCCAUACAGCACCUUGAAAGCUGUAUAUGACUUUCAUACCCUUCUAAAUAAAGUAAAACAUUGGCUGAGCCUUGUGUUCAAUCAGGAUUUUUUUCAAGAUCUUAUUAGGAAUUCCUACUCUCUCAGACUUGGAAGUCCAGCCUGCAGUAUCUGUCUGUCUUCAGUUUGGCAGCAGGAGGUUCAAAGUUUUUUAAGGAGGAGUUCUGUACCAGCAGUAGAGGAAUUGGUGAACCUUGCAAAUAUUGCCAAUAAUAUCCCUGAUCUGUCCAUGCAACUGACUGGGAAAGAGUUGUCUCAUCAUUGUUUCACUAUCAGAAAACUACUGGUUUCUCCAGAGUCAGUUUCUUGGAAUGAUUUAGUCAUGACACUAGCCUGGCAGGAUCAGCGUGCCAAGAGCCUGGCUCCUAGGCUGAAUUCUAAUGGCUUCAGAUAUGUUUCAGUAAAACCAGAAAAAUAUCAAAAGGAAAAACAUCCCACCCCAGCAAGUGGAGUAAAUGGGUCAGUUGAUAUUGCUUGCCAGAGCUUGGUAGAAGCUGAGAAAUGUAAGCCUAAUACAGCACAAGGUUUGUCUUGUCAGGAAGUCUUGAGUAUCUCCCUUAAAAGCAGCUCACUUGGUAACAUAAUGGCUACAAUAAAACCGCCUUCUCUCAGCUCCUUUGACUCUGGCAUUGAUGCAGUGGGAAGCUAUCAUUUAGACAGUGGAAUGAAAAGGGAAAGCUUUGAAAUGCUUAACAAGACACAUUGGGCAAAGGAUGUAUUUAAAACUAAAAAAUCCCAAGACAUUGAAGUUCUUGAGGAAGAUUCUUCCAGUGUUUCUGACUCUGAAAAACAUCUACCAGACCCAAGUUAUAAUUCUGGAAGGAGUAACCCUUGUGGGAAUGGGCAUUUUCCAAAAACUGCAAGGAAUGCUUUUAAUUUUGAAGUCAAAAUUGCACGUUCUGCAAGCCUUCCCAAAAACCCAUGGCUUAGUUUACCUCUGGAAGAGCUAGAGAGUUACUACAGUGUAUCCAUUACACCAAAGAAAGUUCCUGGUGAUGGUAAGCAACACAGCAAUUCUACGGAAGGUAGAGAUUUAUCUCUGGACUGUUACUGGCAAGCAGUUAACUGUGAAAAGAGAAAGAACAGAAGAACACGGUCUGUGGAAGUUCAGGCAUGCUGCCUUGAUUUCAGUAAAGAAGCAGAGUCGAAAGACACUGCAAUUCAAACUGAAGGCAAAGUGGAAUUCUUGGAAGAUCAGAGAAUUCUGGAAAAUUCUGUACCCCUCAGCCCCAUUAAAAAUAUUCUUUCAAGUACUUUAAAUGACUUUCAGGAAAAAUCAGAUUAUGCUGCUGAUGUUUCUUCUGCCUUGCUCUGGGAUAGUUACGACCUUCACUCUUCUCGAAAUCAAGAAGAAAGUGCAAGUGAAAGGUACUCUGCUGAAUUUGAAUACUUGUUCAGUGAAUGGGAACAAAAGGAAAAAGACCAUCUUCAGUCUGUGGAAAGGUUACUUGUCCAAGCAUCCCAAAUCCUUGAUGAAGAAGAAAAUGUGCUAGAACAGGAGGAAAUGCUCGAUUUUCUUGUGAAAACACAAAGUACCGGCAAACAUUGGGAAAUUUGGAAUGAAUCCUACAUUGGUGGUGAAGAAACAAACCAGGUUCCUUUGUCUACCAGUGAUUUUCUCCAAAAUGGUGUUUUACUGCUUGAUUCUCCAAGCACAACCAAUGACCUAGACACUGUGAGCUGUUCUAGCCAUUCAUCUGCACUCAAAGCCAAUUGUUCUUCCUCAGACAACAAAUUUCAGGAGGAAAAAAAUGAGCCUUCCUAUGGCAAGGUUAACAAUAUUUGUACCCCAAGCAAUAUUCCUAGUGUUCUUAAGGAGCUUAAAGAGCUUUAUGUCAUAGAGAGGAAGAUCUUGGAAGAGAAUGUAAAGAUACAUGAACUGCAACAUUUGGAGAAAUGCAACCAAAUUGAUGUUCAGUGUUCAAAGGAAAUGGUGCAAAAUAUGAGAAAACAGAGAGCAUUAUUCUUUAUGGACCUUGAAAAGGAACAAGGAGUAGAGAAUUUAGAAAAACAUCUUGCAAAAGAGAGUAAGCUUACACAUAAAAUGCCAUCAAUGCCUUGUGACUUUAACAGGAGUAGUAUUUGUAAUAAAUACUGUGAGGGUACAAUAGCAGAUUUAGAAAGCACUAAAUUAGCUAUUCACAGCAGCUUGUGUGAAGCAGUGGGAACAUCCUCAAGUAUCUCACAAAGGAGCUGUAGAUCUUCACUGGCCUUAACUGAUAGCACUGUUACUUUAGACCAAGACCCAUUGGAAAGUGCAGUAGCUGCCUUAAAUCACGAGUCCUGUGUAGUGCAUGACCAGAAUUCUAAUCUAAAUUGUGAAUGGACUAAACCUGAAGAAAUGCAGUCUAAUCACACUGUUAGCUUGGUUGAUGCUGAAAGACUGUCAGAAGUAUCUAGUUUCACUGAGGAGAGCAGAAUGAUUUGCAUGCAGGAGUCCCCUACAAAAGUGCCAUGUAACUUGCUAAAGAACAUCAAUAAAAAUGAUGCAUUUUGGAACAUGGAGAAUAAAUGCAAUCUUAAACCCAGUGGGACAAGUCCACUUCCGUUUUCCUUUGAAAGGCAACAUGCCUGGGUUUCUGAUCCAAGGGAUAUGGAGGUCUUAUCACCAGUGCCAAAACCCAGAAAAUUAUCUCCACCCUGUAAAAAUGAGCCAAAUGGUAACUUAAAGGACGUUUGUAAUGCGGGAGAGAAGAAAGAAUCUUGUGUGUUUUUAAAUGAAUUAGCCAGUAAACAAUCUCCAAAACCAACAGAGAGAAUACAAGUGGUACCAGAAAAUCCAGACUUUGAACUUUUGACUGAAAGAAGUCCUACCCAGAGGUUGCUUCCUCCUCUAAAGAGUUGUGAUCUUAAUGAUGUGUGUGAGGCAUUCCGCACAGUAUUUGUAGAUGAGUCUAAUGCUAAAAUACUUCAAAAGCCAUAUCACUGCUCAGUGCAGAGUAUUCAAUGUUCUUUUUCUGAGAAUUGUGAUGCUCUCAGUCCUGCAAGGAAUGACAAAAUGGAACAUAUAACCUCUGUGGAAGUAUCUGAUUUUGGUAUUGAUGUGGCAGUUGGUAAGACUUUUGCAAAACGGUGUGAUGCUAGUCAAUUUCCUCUUGGCUUUGUAAGGAAAUAUGAAGAGGAUCGUCUACCAACAAUUGGAACUAUCUUUGAUCAUUGUCUAAUUAAGGUUGAUGAUUUUAAUACUCCAAUUGUACUGGAUACUGGGUCUGGGCUUGUCAAAGCUGGAUUUGCAGGUCAGGACCGUCCAGCCAUUGUUUUUCCAAGUGUUAUUGGGAAACCUAAAUAUGAGGAAGUAAUGAAUGGUACCAUGGAAAGAGAAACUUAUAUUGGUCAUGAUGCACAGCACAUGAGGGGUGUUCUGACUUUAAAAUAUCCAGUGCAGAAUGGAGUUAUAAAGAACUGGAAUGACAUUGAAAACAUUUGGCAACAUACAUUUCAUCAACUCGGUGUGAAUACAGAAGAUCAUCCGGUGUUGCUGACAGAGGCAGCUAUGAAUCCAAGUGAAAACAGACGGCGAAUGGUAGAAAUCAUGUUUGAAAGCUUCAAUGUGCCUUUUACAUAUGUUGCAGUACAAGCAGUAUUGGCACUUUAUGGAACUGGAAGAACUACAGGUGUUGUAUUUGAUUCUGGAGAUGGUGUGAGUCACAGUGUUCCUGUGUACGAAGGCUAUAGUAUCCCAUAUGCAACACAGCGUUUUAAUCUGGCUGGUCAGGACAUCACUCAGAAUUUGAAAAAGUUGCUUCAAGAGAGGGGCUUCUCAUUUAGGACAACAGCAGAACAAGAGAUUGUGAGAGAGAUCAAGGAGGCAUGUUGCUAUGUUGCUCAAGAUUAUGAAGCUGAACUUGAGGAAGAUGAAAGAUCUGCUGGUACAGAAAUGUAUUAUACAUUACCUGAUGGACAAAUUAUUAGCAUAAACAAAGAGCGAUUCCGGGCACCAGAGAUACUAUUCAAACCAGAGCUAAUUGGAAGAGAUCAUUAUGGAAUACAUGAAAGUAUCUUUCGCUCAAUUCUUCGUUGUGAUGUGGAUCUCAGGCAAAGUUUUGUUAACAACAUUAUUUUGUCAGGAGGAAACACAUUAUUCCCAGGUUUACCACACCGCCUUCAAGGAGAAAUACAAUCUAUGGUGCCUUCUUGUUUGUCUGACUUUGUCAGGGUAUCCAGUCCCAAAGAUCGUGACUUUGCAGUGUGGAUUGGAGGUGCUGUACUUGCCAACCUACCAUCUUUUCGUUCUGCUUGGAUCAGUCGGGAAGAGUAUGAGGAAAAUGGUGCAAAUAUUGUUUUCAGGAAGUGCUUUUGAUGCAUUUGCUUCAGGUUAAACUUGAACAAUGUAACAUGUUUAAGUGUAAACUUUUUCUAAGCAAUAUGGCCUAUUUUUAAAUUUGUCUGUUAUGUAUUUGUAUGUCCAUGUACACAUUAGCCUUGUACAAGUUUUGUCUAUUCUGUGCUUGAAAAGCACUUAAGUUUUAAAUCCUAGCUUAACUACGACUUUAUACACCUGUGUUUAGCAUAACAUUUUUACAAGGAGUCCAGUUAACCAUUAGACAGUAUCUUUAUGCUUUAUGGUGAUUAAGCAUAAGAACUGUUUUUCUGAUGUACAUCUGUGAAAAAUGUCAUUGGUCUUCCUUAUUUUAGUUCCACAAAAGAAAUAUCAAUGGUCCUGUAAUGAAAUCCUGUCCCGUUUUAUGAGGUUCAUUUAGUGCUGUUCACAAUAUAAGUGUGUGUUUUUUGGUUUCAAAAUAUAAAUGGUAAUUAUAUGAAAGCAUGCUUUAGGGGGACACUUGUUUUCUGUUUUACUUCCCAUUAUAGCACAUUUAAUUUUGAGCUGGUAACUUCCAAUGAUUUUAGACAGAAACCCACAAAGACAGAUUGUACUUGCACAGUAAAAUGUUUGUGAUAUUAGCUCUUUCUCAUUAACUUUGUAUAUGUUCACCUUUUUAUUAGUUUGCACUUGUUCAUUUUAUGGUUGUCUACUAUUAGGCUUGAUUCACUAGUACAGAUUAUUAGUAUUAGAACCUUCUUAUUGUGAUUUGUCAAACAUUUGUCAUAACUUUGAGAUGUUGGUUUAAAAAAAAAAAAAAAAAAGCAUGUUACGAAUUGUAUAAGGAUAUUAUUCUUGGAAAAUGGCCAUUUCAUUGCUAAAUGUAUCUUUAUGGGUAAAACACUUAACAGGUACCUAGCUAUUUAUUUUUGCCAAAUCGUGCUAAGAGUUGAAGUAUAACAUUGAACAUGUUAGAUUGAUAUAAUUGUUUGGUUUUUUUUUUGUUUUGUUUUUUUCUUGUCUUGUAUGUAUUUUUUUUCAGCUCAAUUGUGCCUUAACAGGAGGCAGGACCUCUAUCCUGAUAUUUGUAUAUAUUAUCUUCUGUUUGUCUUAAGAGAUAUAUAUUUUAAUAUUUAAAUUUUAAUAGACCUUAUUGGUCUUUAAU
Molecule: messenger RNA, 6831 nt
Organism: Erpetoichthys calabaricus (reedfish)
Lineage: Eukaryota; Metazoa; Chordata; Cladistia; Polypteriformes; Polypteridae
Exons: 23
Coding region: 99-5705 (1868 amino acids)
Source: RefSeq, a predicted model, not a curated record